AUGGCUGGCGGAGGACGACUUCAGGGCAAGAAUGCCAUUAUAACCGGUGCUGCAGGUGGCAUUGGCCUCGAGACAACCAUCCUCUUUGCACGAGAGGGUGCCUCCGUUCUCAUGGCAGAUAUAUCCGAACCGGCCCUCGAAACUGCGCUUGCCAAAGUGAAGAAGGCAGUUCCAGCUGGCUCAAAGAUAGAGACGGUGAAGUGUGAUGUCUCCAAGGAAGCUGACGUCAAAGCCAUGAUCGAGUCUUUGGAUUCUUGGGGUGGGAUGGAUAUAAUCUUCAAUAAUGCCGGUAUUAUGCAUGCCGAUGAUGCAGACGCUAUUGAUACCCCAGAGAAGAUUUGGGAUCUGACUCAAAACAUCAACGUGAAGGGUGUAUGGUUCGGGUGCAAACAUGCUGUUGCCAGUCUGCGUAAGAACAAGAAGACCAAGGGCAGUAUCAUUAACACUGCUAGCGUUGUUGCUCUUGUUGGCAGUGCCACGCCACAGCUUGCAUAUACUGCGAGUAAGGGAGCCGUCCUGGCCAUGACCAGGGAAUUGGCCAUUGUUCAUGCCCGUGAGGGCUUCCGAUUCAACUCGCUAUGCCCAGCCCCAUUGAACACCCCUCUCCUUCAAGAUUGGCUCGGUGAUGAUGCCCCCAAACGCCUCAGACGUGAGAUCCAUUUUCCGCCCGGCCGAUUUGGAGAGGCUGUCGAGCAGGCGCACGCCGUUGUGUUCCUCGCUAGUGACGAGAGCAGCUUUGUCAAUGGCACAGAUUUCGUCGUUGAUGGUGGUAUGACCAGGGCCUACGUCACUCCUGAGGGACCAGCAACCGAAGCUCCUAAGAGCCUUGCUGCAUGA
Molecule: messenger RNA, 837 nt
Organism: Arthroderma uncinatum
Lineage: Eukaryota; Fungi; Ascomycota; Eurotiomycetes; Onygenales; Arthrodermataceae
Product: 3-oxoacyl-acyl-carrier-protein reductase
Exons: 4
Coding region: 1-837 (278 amino acids)
Molecular function (GO): oxidoreductase activity
Source: RefSeq, a predicted model, not a curated record